Cetraspora pellucida is the source of this 1767-nucleotide messenger RNA. The record is from the annotation of a GenBank genome assembly. Lineage: Eukaryota; Fungi; Glomeromycota; Glomeromycetes; Diversisporales; Gigasporaceae.
AUGAUAAAUAUUGAAACCAAAGGUGAAAUAAGAAAAAGAAAAAAUCACGUACGAAUGAAACAGAGACGAACUUCAAAUCGUCUUGCAAAAGAUCGCCAAGCUGAAGAUGCCAAACUACCCCUACAUGUCUUAGAAAUGGAUGAAGAUUUUAACAAAAUGAUAAAAGAACACACUGACUGGCCGCAAGUAAUUGAUCUAGAAUUAUCAAAAAAUGCUUUAGCUGAAUUUCGCGAGAAAACUAAAUUAGAUAAUUUACAAGAAUUACUUUGCGCUGUCUGUUCAAGAAUGUAUUGUCUCAAAGAAUUCAAAGCAGUCUCUGUAAAUGAAAUAAACCUUUCUUUACUUGAAACUCCAAUACAACUCACUGAACCAUCCUUUGAAAUUAAUUUUCAUUAUGAUCAUCCAAUCAUUGAUUCCAGUGGUUUAAACAUUCUCCUUGAUCGUAAUGGAUUUAUUUACCCUCAAAACAACCUUGAAAAUUGUACUAAUUUUGAAACCUAUAAGCUUUUCAAUUUGCGAAUUUGUAUCACUUGUCAUAAUUAUUUACUAAAAGGUAGAACACCACCAUUAUUCUUAGCUAAUAAUAUGUGGAUUGGAUCUAUGCCAUCUUGUCUUGAAGAUUUAACGAUUCCAGAACAACUUUUGAUCUCACCAAGAUAUCCUUGUAUAAAUCUUAUACAAUUAACGAAGAAAAAACACACCUAUCAUAAACUCAAAAGACACGUUAUAACAUUGCUCCAAAAUCCUGGAUCAUUAUCAAAAGUAUUACCUUUACCUUUAUUUAAAUUAUGCAAAUAUCUCAAAGUUAGUAAAGUAACUAAAGCCCUCCAAUGGCUUUUUAGACACAAUGUCUUGUUUAAACAACUCAAAUUUGAUAAUGAUACUUUAAAUAGUUUUCCUGAAGGAGACAUACCUGAAGAAUUAUUAUUAACAAUUACAGCGGUAAACAUUGAUCCUCGUAAAGUUGAACAUUAUACUGGCUAUAAUCAAGAUUCAUUAGAUGAAUAUAAUCAAACAAGCGACAAAGAAGAAACCAAUUUUUUCAAUAAUAAUACUAUUGGUACUGCACAUGAGCUUAGAUCUUCAGGUAAUGAACCUCUAAAUGAAUAUAGAGAUAUGUCUCUUUUACCUGCUGCAUUUCCAGUUCUUUUUCCAUAUGGUGUUGGUGGCCAUGAAGGCCGAACUCAACAUAUGACUUUAAAAGACUAUAUUAACCAUCUAAUGUGCUAUUACGAUCCUAAAUUCAGACAACAUCAUGGUGCUCCUUCUUUGUUCAUAACCAUUAAUCCUACUGAUUUACAUAGUUCUAUAGUUAUGAUGUAUGCUGGCGCAAAAAUAAAUUCAGAUACUACAUUACCUGAAAAUUUCCCUUCUGCUACAGAAAAUGCACGAUUAGCACAUCUUGACCCUUCUGCUGUUUCAAAGUAUUUCGAUGUCUUAAUUAAAACUAUACUAGAUACUAUUGUUGGUUAUAACAAAAAUUUUGGUGGUGUGUUUGGACAAGUACAAAAUUAUUAUGGAGUGGUAGAGUAUCAAGAUCAUGGUACACCCCACUGUCAUCUACUAAUAUGGCUAUAUGAAUCGCUUAAUCUAAUCGAAUUACACAAAAAACUCAAAAUUGAUGAAACUUUUUGCCAACGCUUAUUAUCAUAUGUUAGUAAUAUAGUUAAAGAAGACAUAAGUUAUCUUCUCGAUAUGAAUGAAACUUUAACUAAUCAAAUGCUUGAAAAUGAAUACAAAACGCUGAAAACAUUACAAGAAAAAUGA